Cotesia congregata is the source of this 1275-nucleotide messenger RNA. Lineage: Eukaryota; Metazoa; Arthropoda; Insecta; Hymenoptera; Braconidae. The record is from the annotation of a GenBank genome assembly.
AUGGCGGAAGAGGAUAAGAAAAUUGACGAUUCAAAACAACCUAUUUUUUUGAAUUUGAGUGCUGAUAAUCCAGAAACAGUUCUAACUGAAAGUUUAUGUGGCAAUUGUCUUAAAAAUGGUGAAACUCGUAUCUUGUUGACUAAAAUUCCUCACUACAAAGAGAUUGUUUUAAUGUCGUUUAAUUGUCCGCAUUGUGGGAAUGAAAACAAUGAAAUACAAAAAUCUGGGAUUAUAAGCGAUAAAGGAAUAAGAAUAAAACUUACAAUAACAACAGAAAAAGACCUGAAUCGUCAAGUUGUUAAAUCCGAUUAUACGAGUAUUAAAAUUCCUAAAUUAGAUUUUGAAAUUCCAGCUCAGUCUCAAAAAGGCGAGCAAGACCAGCCGAGAAGACGUGAAGAAAAUCCCGAAAUAGCUAUUGAUAUCGAUCUCUUUCUUGCCAAGUUACGUGGGCUUAAAGUUAUCGAUGAACCAUUUGAUAUUAUCUUUGAAGACAUUUCUGGCGAAGUUUAUGUUGAAAAUCCAAAUGCUCCACACCCAGACAGAAAUUGUAAAAUUUCUCAUUUCGUAAGAUCUCAAGCACAAGAUAAUUUAUUAGGAAUUUAUUCAGAGUAUAACAAUGAACUAUUGAAACCUGUUGACAAAGAUGAAUUUACGUAUGAAGAUAUGCAAAAUGAAGUUCUACAAUUUCCAACUAAUUGUCCUGAGUGUAGCUGUCCGUGCAGUACAAACAUGAAAGUAACUAAAAUACCACACUUCAAGGAAGUCGUAAUAAUGGCAACAAAUUGCGACUCAUGUGGUCACCGGACUAAUGAGGUCAAGAGUGGUAGUGGAAUUGAACCCGAGGGUGUGAGAAUAGAAAUCUUAGUAAAAGGUAAAGAUGAUUUUGGUCGUGACGUUUUAAAGUCAGAUACCUGUUCCAUGGAAAUACCAGAGCUCGAUUUAGAAGUUGGUCCAGCAGCGUUGGGGGGACGUUUUACUACGGUCGAAGGAAUUAUUGCUGCGACCAGAGAACAAUUAUCAUGCGGGUCGGCAUUUGGCGAUAGUAAAGAUUCCGAGGCUGUUAAGCGAAUGGAUGAUUUUAUUGCUGAAUUAGAUAAGGUGUUGAAUGGUGAACGUGAGGUUACUAUCAUUCUUGAUGAUCCUGCAGGGAAUAGUUAUAUUCAGAGUCUUGCUGAUGUUGGUUGUGAUGAGAGACUUAAAAUUGAAAAGUAUACCAGGAAUGAGGAACAAAACGAGGAGCUUGGAUUAAAUGACAUGAAGGUCGAGAAUUAUUGA